Messenger RNA from Gongylonema pulchrum, 237 nucleotides. Lineage: Eukaryota; Metazoa; Nematoda; Chromadorea; Rhabditida; Gongylonematidae. The record is from the annotation of a GenBank genome assembly.
AUGUGUGCAACCGAACCUGGUUAUUACAGUUUUGGCCCAGAAAAAGACGCGCUGCAGGAUCUUGGCGGUGAGGAUUUGUUCAGUGAUUUCAUGCCAACUAUUGAGCCAGUAGCCGAUGAUACUAUCAGUUCGGUUGCGAAUAACGUAGAUGAUUUGGCAUCAUCAUUUGAAAGCAUCGAGCUAAAAAAUAUGCAUCCCGAUCGGGCAGUGAACAAGGAUCAAUCCAUUCGGAAAUGA